GUUGUUUGUCGUGUUUAGGGGCGCAGAUUAAAGGAGCAGCAGGAUAUGGCCGCAGCUGUGAUACAGCGCUGUUACCGCAAAUACAAACAGCUAACAUGGAUAGCACUGAAGUACGCCUUAUAUAAGAAGAUGACGCAGGCAGCCAUACUGAUUCAGAGUAAGUUUCGCAGUUAUUACGAGCAGAAGAAGUUCCAGCAGUCUCGGCGGGCCGCCGUCCUCAUCCAGCAAUACUAUCGCAGUUAUAAAGAGUACGAGCGCGUCAAGCAGGGGCCGCGGGGGCCCGGGAGCCUCAACAGCAAGAUCAAAGGCUCGUUCCUGACCAAGAAACAGGACCAGGCCGCGCGGAAGAUCAUGCGUUUCCUCAGACGCUGCAGACACAGGAUUAAAGAGCUGAAACAGAGUAAAGAGCUGGAGCACAGAGGACUGACCACCUGACCACACACACACACACACUCUUUCAGUCGUGUUUACAGUCGUUU
Rhinichthys klamathensis goyatoka is the source of this 479-nucleotide messenger RNA. It is a transcript of the gene camta2, whose product is annotated as calmodulin-binding transcription activator 2. Bases 46 to 435 code for a protein of 129 amino acids. Gene Ontology annotation, cellular component: nucleus. Gene Ontology annotation, biological process: regulation of transcription by RNA polymerase II. The record is from RefSeq and is a predicted model, not a curated record. NCBI's taxonomy places the organism in Eukaryota, Metazoa, Chordata, Actinopteri, Cypriniformes, Leuciscidae. The transcript has 5 exons. Gene Ontology annotation, molecular function: transcription coregulator activity; protein binding; double-stranded DNA binding.